AAAAAAAAAAAAAGAAAUACAGUAAACAGUUGGCGCCAAAACCUAAAAGCAUACUUCUCCGGGGACGCAUACCCUAGACCCGGAAGACACUUUUUCAGAGCUGAAAAAAUGGCGGAGGAAAUAUCCGUCAUGGACAUCGACGGCGACGAUUACCCCAACGUCGCCGCCGUGAAUAACAAGGGCAAAAGCGUAGCAGUCUCCAACAAUAUAGGCCCAAAAUCUAUUCCUUGGGUCGAAAAGUACCGCCCGCAAUCCCUAUCCGACGUCGCCGCUCAUCGGGAUAUAGUUGACACCAUUGAUCGGCUGGCUAGUAGUAACAGAUUACCGCAUUUGCUUCUCUAUGGGCCCCCUGGAACGGGGAAGACAUCAACUGUUUUGGCCCUGGCUCGUAAGCUUUAUGGUUCUCAGAUGCAUAAUAUGGUUUUGGAUCUAAAUGCAUCUGAUGAUCGAGGGAUUGAUGUUGUCAGACAACAAAUACAGGACUUUGCUAGCACUCAGAGCAUCUCUUUUGGAGCGAAGUUUUCUGUUAAGUUGGUGCUAUUGGAUGAGGCUGAUGCCAUGACUAAGGAUGCACAAUUUGCUUUGCGCCGAGUGAUUGAAAAGUACACCAAAAAUACUAGAUUUGCCCUUAUAUGCAAUCAUGUCAACAAGAUCAUCACAGCAUUACAGUCAAGAUGUACUCGGUUCCGCUUUGCUCCUCUUGAUGCUGUCCAUGUCACUGAGAGGCUUAACCAUGUUAUUAAGGCCGAAGGGCUUGAUGUGACUGAGAGUGGCUUGAAGGCUCUUGUUCGGCUUUGCAAUGGUGACAUGAGAAAGGCUUUGAAUAUUUUGCAAGUAAUUUUUCUUCUUGCUCAUUUGUGGUUGGUUUUUACUUUUUUUUUUUUCUCUUUUGGGCUAUGUUUAGAAAUUAUGUUGAAGAGGCUGAGUCCUCAACCUGCCACUGAAUUCCCAAAUCUGUAUACUCCUUGUAUAAUUGAACAAACCUAUGCAUCACCUGGUCCAUUAAACCAUAAAGCUGAGCCGAUGCAUAAAAUUUGUUGCGACAUAAUUUGACUGGCAACUUAGGUCUGGUGUAUGGCGGCCAAAAACAGCCUUUUUUUGGGGGCUUUUGGUGGUGUAUUUAAUGUAUUGCUACUCUCGUUGAUAACUGGGUUCCAUGUAUAUAUCCUCUUGUAACCGUAUCCUUCCCAUUAGGCUCAGCCUUACAACUUUAGAAAUUGGACAAUUAAAUAACAGAUGAUCCUCCGUCAGCCAACUGUGUAGCUUGCGCAGUAGUAAGUCGAGCCAUAGGUGAAAACUUAUGUAUAGACCAUAGACCCUGGACAAGCUGGUCCCGAUGUACUUAAACCCCCUCUUACCUGCAACUUCUAUGUAAGCUUAGGAAGUACACAUGCUAACUGUUCUUGUAAUCCACUGGUGCGGUGCUGAACUCAUUCUUUGUUUAUUUCCUGGAAAGUUCCCUUGUAGCAGACCUAGAUGAUGGCAUUGAUAUGAUUUGAAAUUUGCAUCGUUGACAUAGCACUAGUCUUCUUUAUCAGAGUUUGAGCGACUGACCUUAGCUCUAGAAUCUUCUUCCAAGAAGAGAAUUGUAAUGUGCACCUCGUGAAUCCGUUGUGCUGUACUGAAAGUUACAACAGCUCCAGAUAAGCACGUGUAAUAGAACAUUUUGUUCCAAAUAUCACUAUAGCAAGUACUGAAGUCUUCCUUGUAAUAGACCUCCCAUGAGCUACUCUCGUGCAAUAGUCCUCUUUAAGAUUUCGAGCGCGACAGAAAGCAGUUGGUAUUUGUUGGUUCUCUUUAUUGUCUGUAUUUUUAGCCUUGAAAGUUAUCAGGGGAAUGGCUAAUUUUGAAGGAUGCAGUCUAUUACGUUCUGAAUCAAAUUUGAAACUUCUGCCUAAUCACGUUGUUGCUGCUAGCAAUUAAUACUCAUCCGCUGCAUCUGUGUUGGUUUUAUUAUCACAGAGAGCCGUUAAAUCAUUUGAAGACUAGGGCAUCAUUAUAAAUGAGACUUUGUAGAAGUAGUAAGAUUAAAAAAAAAAAAAAUUCUCAUAAGAGAUGUGGUGGCUGUCACUCAUGACAAUGAUGAUGAAAAGCUACCCUGCUUAGAAAUAUUAUAAUAAAAAACACCUGGUACGCAUUUCCAUGGCAAUUAAGAACUCGUAGAAACAGGAUCCUUUAGUUUGGGUUACCAAGGGAUCAAUGAAAUCAAAGGACACCAGACAGUACUGACACAUGCUUAACCCACUAAACACACUGAUUAGGAAAACCAAGUAACUUACAGGAGUUGUACAGGAACUUCCUCUGCAAUAUAUCAUAGGCCCUGCGUGAUGCCUAAUUUAAUAAUUAAGUCUACGUUGCUAGUUCAUGCAUUUACUUAAUAUGAUUUUGAGUUGAAAUGUUUGGUCCUAGCUCCAGUCAACAUCCAUGUAUUUUGAGGUUUCCUCAUCAAACUCAGGUCUUACAGUUUCAAGGAAGUUAAUAUUAGAAUCACAUUCCUUGUUAUGCCUUCUAUAGUGAUACAGAACUAGAUUUGAAUUUAGUGUUUUUUUUUUCCCGCUCUGAAUUUGAAAAAUAACUAGUUGGCCUUGGCAUGCUGAAAUCUUUAUAUGAUAGUUUUUGCACCUAACCAUUGAAAUUUGAUAUCACAAAAUUUCAAUGAUGUUUUCCAUCCAAAUAGAUCUUGCUGAGAAUUCUCAGUUAUUUCUAUGAGCUUGUUGACGAAAUUCACUUUGGUGCACAUCAAUUUAGUAGCUCUCAGCUCGUCUGUUUGAUGCUAAUACUUUGGUCAUAUUUGGCCCAUGCAG
Messenger RNA from Oldenlandia corymbosa var. corymbosa, 2804 nucleotides. NCBI's taxonomy places the organism in Eukaryota, Viridiplantae, Streptophyta, Magnoliopsida, Gentianales, Rubiaceae. The record is from the annotation of a GenBank genome assembly.